Messenger RNA from Tribolium castaneum (red flour beetle), 1580 nucleotides. RefSeq names its product facilitated trehalose transporter Tret1. NCBI's taxonomy places the organism in Eukaryota, Metazoa, Arthropoda, Insecta, Coleoptera, Tenebrionidae. The transcript has 2 exons. Gene Ontology annotation, cellular component: membrane. Gene Ontology annotation, biological process: transmembrane transport; carbohydrate transport. Bases 130 to 1545 code for a protein of 471 amino acids. The record is from RefSeq and is a predicted model, not a curated record. Gene Ontology annotation, molecular function: sugar transmembrane transporter activity.
AAAAUAUUUGCUUUUUUAACCUUAAUCCUCCUCAACACUGCAUAUCCUAGCCAGACAAGGCCACAAGCCCGCUUUAUGCAUUUCUUCCCGCGAUAACAAAGGUUAUCAUUCAGCGCCAACUAAACCAAAAUGCAAGAAAUACCACUCGACGAAAUCGCCCAUAAAGACACUUCUCCAGCCCCAAAAAGGCCAAAACUCAACUUCUAUCUCUACCUCGUCGCUUCAAUCGCCAAUUUGCUGGGUUUUUCAACGGGAAACGCCAUCGUUUGGGUGGCCCCAGUCCUCCCAAAACUCCUUUCAAGUGCCGAUAACCCCCUCGGACGCGUUAUCACCCAUUCGGAGGCCUCAUGGGUGGCUGGCUUGCUACCACUGGGCGCGAUCUUCGGCCCUUUCCUCGCCGGAAAAAUCGCCGAUAAAAUCGGACGUAAAAAAAGUCUCCUUGUUUUAGCUCUCAUCAAAGUUGGCUCGCUUCUAAUUACGGCCUACGCCCACUCGAUUUGGCUCUACUACGUGUCGAGAUUUUCGAUAGGGGUGGCAAUAGGCACGGUUUUCGCAGUGCUGCCAAUGUAUUUGGCCGAAAUCGCCCAAAACCACAACAGGGGCACUUUGGCGUGCUCCAUGGGCGUUUUUAUCGCAAUUGGGUUCAAUUUCACCUUCCUCCUGGGCCCAUACCUCACCAUACAGAAUUUCAGUCUGGUUUGUCUCGCCCCCUUGGCGGUUUUUCUCCCGUGUUUUGUUAUUUUGUGUCCCGAAAGUCCCGUUUUUCUGGCAACCAAACAUGAGCGCAAACAACUUGUUAAAAGUUUGCUCAAACUUCGCAACCAAUCAAUCGAAACGGAAAUAGCGCUUUUGGAAACGUCCCAAAACCGGGAACCAACCACCAGUGGGCUUACAAAUCUGCUCAAGACAAAAUCGUUGCGUAAAGCCUUCGUUAUCUCCCUAGGGCUGAUAAGUUUGCAGCAAUCGGCCGGCGUGAGUGCGAUAAUGUCGUACUUACAGACCAUCUUCGAGGCCACUGGGAGCAAAUUCGCGCCGGAGAUUUGUGCAAUGAUCACCGGUACCUUCCAGGUUUUUGGCACAGUUCUGGCCUCCACGAUUGUGGAUAAGGCCGGCCGUAAAAUUUUACUCUUGUGCUCUUCGGCUGGAAUGUCCGUAACUUUGUUACUUCUCGCGGUGUAUUUCUACCUCCAGGGGCAUAAAUUUGCAGUUGUGGCGAAGUUGUCCUGGUUGCCCGUUUUAUCGCUUGUGGUUUUUAUCCUGGCGUUUAGUUUUGGUCUGGGGCCGGUGCCUUGGGCCGUAAUGGCCGAGGUUUUUCCGGCAAGUGUUAGGUCGCUGGCAGCGUCUGCCACCAGUGUCACUUGCUUUGUUAACACUUUUGUGGUCACUGUUGCGUUCCCGUCCAUGGCUUUGUUUUGCGGAAUGUCGAAUUGUUUUCUGAUUUUUGCGAUGAUUUGUCUUGUCGGGACGGUUUUUAUUUAUAAAGUGGUGCCCGAAACGAAAGGGAGGAGUUUGCAAGAGAUACAGAAAUUGUUAGAAGGGAAGUGAGUGUAUUUAUUGUAAAAAUAAAGUUUCCACGUUGA